AUGUCUACUAAGAAAAGAAAAGUGGACGCCGAGUGUCGCAUUUACAAUGAAGAAUGGGGAGUAAAGUACUUCUUUGUGGAAACAAAGGACCAGAAAGCUAGUUGCGUAAUAUGCAGCGAAAGUGUUGCCGUUUUGAAAGAAUACAAUCUUCGGCGUCACUAUGAAACAAAACAUCUAUCAACAUAUUCAAAGUUUUCUGGAACUGAGAAAUAUGAGUCCAUGAAACGUGGUUUAGAAACUCAAAGAAAUCUCUUCACGAGAAAGUUUGCUGAAAAUGAAUCUGUCACUCGUACAAGUUACAAAAUAGUGCUUAAGAUGACAGAACGAGGAAAACCGUUUACUGAUGGCAACUUCAUCAAAGAGUGUAUGAUGGAAGCAGCAAAUGACUUGUGUCCUGAGAAAGCCGAUUUGUUUGGAAGUAUCAGCCUUUCGGCAAGUUCAGUUGUGCGGAGAACAGAAGAACUUGGAGAGAACAUAGUGCUACAGAUAAGCGAGAAAGCUAAGAACUUGUUGUGGUAUUCUCUGGCGCUGGAUGAGUCUACUGAUCUCUCGAGUACGUCACAACUUCUCGUGUUCAUUCGUGGUGUCAAUUUGGACUUUCAGAUAACGGAAGAGUUGGCAUCCGUUUGCAGCAUGCAUGGAACAACAACUGGAAAAGACAUUUUCAUGGAAGUGCAAAAAACUUUGCAAAACUAUAACCUUCAGUGGAAUCAGCUUCGAGGUGUUACAGUUGAUGGAGGAAAAAACAUGGCUGGAGUGAGGAAGGGUCUGGUGGGGCAGAUCAGGACUCAGUUGGAAGAUUUGCAAAUUCCGGGCGCUCUGUUCAUACACUGCAUCAUACAUCAGCAAGCACUCUGUGGGAAAGACUUAGAUAUUUCUUGUGUCCUGAAACCAGUCGUUUCUGCUGUGAACUUCAUUCGGGGACAUGCACUCAAUCACCGUCAGUUCCAGGCUUUUCUUGAAGAAAUUGAUUCUGAUUUCUGUGACUUGCCUUAUCACACAGCAGUGAGGUGGCUCAGCUGCGGUAAAGUCCUGUUUCGUUUUUACAAGCUCCGAAACGAAAUAGAUGUUUUUCUCACUGAAAAAGAUAGAGCUGAUCCACAGCUGUCAGAUCCUACCUGGCUGUCAAAGUUGUCAUUUUUGGUCGACAUCACAUCCCACAUGAAUGAACUGAACUUGAAACUUCAGGGAAAGGAUAACCUCGUCUGUGAUCUUUACAGAAUCAUCAAAGGAUUUCGGAGAAAGCUGUCAUUGUUUGUAGCACAACUGGAAGGAGAAAACUUCUCUCAUUUUCACUGUUUCAAAGAGUUUUGCGCUACAAUCGCUGAAGAUGUCAACCUCGAUUUUCCGAAAAAGAUUAUUCGUGACUUGAAGAAGCAUUUUUUGAAGAGAUUUUCAGAUCUUGACAGAAUUGAGAGUGACAUUCUUCAGUUCCAGAAUCCGUUUGAUUGUAACCUUGAUGAUGUGCCAGUUGAACUACAGUUGGAGCUCAUUGAUUUGCAAGCAAAUGACUUGUUGAAAGAGAAGCACAGAGAAGGAAAACUUGUUGAAUUUUACCGCUGCUUACCUGAUGUUGAGUUUCCGAAACUGAAGAAAUUUGCCGCUGGUAUGGCAUCACUGUUUGGAACAACUUAUGUCUGUGAGCAAACAUUUUCAAAAAUGAAGUAUGUGAAGUCAACACAUCGAACGAGAUUGACUGAUGAACAUUUGAAAGCAAUUCUCUUGAUUGGAUGCAGCAAUUCCAAACCAAACAUUGAUGAUAUCUUGAAAGCCAUACGUCAGUUUCACAAAUCUCACUAA
Messenger RNA from Homarus americanus (American lobster), 1800 nucleotides. Its product is annotated as general transcription factor II-I repeat domain-containing protein 2B-like. The transcript has a single exon. Lineage: Eukaryota; Metazoa; Arthropoda; Malacostraca; Decapoda; Nephropidae. Gene Ontology annotation, molecular function: protein dimerization activity. The record is from RefSeq and is a predicted model, not a curated record. The coding region runs from base 1 to 1800 and encodes 599 amino acids.